Messenger RNA from Paramecium tetraurelia, 615 nucleotides. RefSeq lists its product as uncharacterized. The transcript has a single exon. Lineage: Eukaryota; Ciliophora; Oligohymenophorea; Peniculida; Parameciidae. The record is from RefSeq and is a predicted model, not a curated record.
AUGUAGAGGGAGAUAAUUAAUAGACUAAAACCCUAGGAACAGUUGAAUUUAGUAGCUGUGAUGAAGGAAUUCAUCAUAUUCGAAAGACAAAUUGUUGAUCUCAAGAAUUUAAUGUUGAUAACUCAAGACAUAAGUUGGGAGGCAAUUUCAAAAUUAAUAGGAACAAAGUUGAAUUUUUAGGAAUUUUUAGGUUUGCUCAAGAAAUUCAAACAUGACUGCAAUGUUGAAGUGGCUAAAAGAUUGUUCUCAUGUUAUGAUAAAGAAGAGAAAGGGUUUUUGGAUGAGUCGGAUCUUAAGUUGAUGAUUCUCCCAAAUUCUCUAAUAACCUAAAAUAUCAAUGAUACUGGAGAAAUCAAAAUAGAAGUAUUGAGCAAACUCUUCUAAGUGAUAUUAGAAGUGUAAUUAAAAUAGUUGAAAUGUUUGAGAAAUUAUAAAUUUAAUGCAGAAUUGGCUUUUAGGUUUUUGAGUUAAGGAAGAUUGACAGUCAAUCAAAAUCAUGUUAAGAUGUUUUUGAAAACUAAUGGUAUUUAAUGCACUAAUAAUGAAUUGAUGUUAUUGCACCCUUUCGAUUUGAGUUUAUAAUAAUUUAUUAUUAAAUAUGAAUGCAAAAUCUGA